This is a messenger RNA of Morone saxatilis (striped sea-bass), 1287 nucleotides long. RefSeq names its product RWD domain containing 4 (gene rwdd4). The record is from RefSeq and is a predicted model, not a curated record. The coding region runs from base 175 to 735 and encodes 186 amino acids. The transcript is spliced from 8 exons. Lineage: Eukaryota; Metazoa; Chordata; Actinopteri; Moronidae. Gene Ontology annotation, molecular function: protein binding.
GUCUAAGUGCGCAUGCGUGUACUAUCAUGGUGGUACUGGCUGUACCAGCUGGGGAAGUUGUGGAGAUAUUACAUAGUAAAGUUUUAAUGGUAGAAAUGGGUUGUUAACUGUAGGAUCUGAAGACGUUUGGAACUCCACACAGAGAGUAUAUUGCACAGAAACAGACGGAACACCAUGACAGCUAACGAGGAUCAAGAGAUGGAGCUGGAGGCUCUUCGCUCCAUCUACGAGGGCGAUGAGUGUUUCAAGGAAAUCAGUCCGGUUUCCUUUCAGUUUAGGAUAGGAGACCUCGAGGACACCAAAGCGUUCAUCUUGGACAUCACAUGGCCAGAGACAUAUCCUGAGGCAGCCCCACAAAUCUGCCUUGAUGCCUUUUUCAACAACAGAAUCUCUGCAGAGACGAAGCAGCUGAUCCUGUCAAAGCUGGAGGAGCAGGUGGAGGCUAACCUGGGCACUGCCAUGAUGUACACUCUGUUCGAGUGGGCCAAGGAAAACCAGGAGGCCCUCAUGGAGAACCACAAGCCUGUAGUCACUGCAGUGACAUUGACGUCUAGCAGUGAUAUGACGAGCACCACCACAGCGGGGAAGAAAAAGGACAAGAAGGAGCAGCUGACCAAAGCUCAGAAGAGGAGGAUCAUCAGCAGAACAGAUAACAAAGGGGAACUGCCAAGAGGUUGGAACUGGGUUGAUGUUAUCAAACAUCUGAGUAAAACUGGAGGGAAGGACGACGAGUAGGCCCGAGGGCGGCAACCCGGUACUGCUUUAUACAAGGAAGUGAAGUCUGAACUCACUGAUGCUGCUGCCCCUGUCUAGAUGCCUUCACGUCCUUCAACAUUUAACACUCAAACAUGGCUGCUUCCACCCUGAGAACCAAAGCGGACUGGGGUAACGGUGGACACCACCAGCUGAACUGAGCCACCGUGUCUUACGUGUUUUGUGGAACGCAGCCAGAAACGUCGCUCAGAAUCUUCUUCGCAGGGGAGCAUGCUCGAGAUACUUGCUGUCACUGCCAUGUUUUCAGUCUGUGAGAUUAGGCCCAGCUGCCAGGCGCUGGAGCCAUUAAUGUUGGAGUGCGGUUCUAAGCGGAUGUGUCAAAGUGUCAAGUAGCUUCCCGCUGUUACUUUAAGGUAUCAUGUGACUUUGUGAAAGCAGGGACAUUUUUAAUAACACACAAAAUGUUACUCCUUUCCCCUCAUUUUUCUUAUUUUGACAAAUGUUUCUUUCCCCCAUGAAUUGAAAACCUCAAAAUUUUUAUAUGUAAAUAAAACCAAAAUUUGGUCUACUGCU